Messenger RNA from Macroventuria anomochaeta, 3077 nucleotides. RefSeq lists its product as uncharacterized. The record is from RefSeq and is a predicted model, not a curated record. The coding region runs from base 415 to 3009 and encodes 864 amino acids. The transcript has a single exon. Gene Ontology annotation, molecular function: protein binding. NCBI's taxonomy places the organism in Eukaryota, Fungi, Ascomycota, Dothideomycetes, Pleosporales, Didymellaceae.
CCUUCUCCCAGGUCCUCAGGCCAUCGUUCUUCUGGAAGUAUGCCUGGUAUUUAGGAACGUGGUUUUCGCGGAAGACCCAGCUGGGGGCUGUCAGUACAGGGUAUGACUGGGUGUGGACAGCGGGCCAGCCAGGCGUCAAUUGGCUCGGACAUCGUGUCGCGCAGCUGCAGAGAGGACUUACCCUGCCAUUGUGAAGAGUGGAGAGUUAUACGUGCGGUGUCGCGGGGGCAAUCGGUGGUUUGGUGCGGUGUCGGUCAAAGUGAGGUUGCGUCGAAUGAUCCAGCAGACGAUGUCAGUCUUGGCAGGGCUAGCCGCAUCGGGCCCGCAACUUCUGGACGUCCUGAACGCGAAGAGGAAACCACACACGCUCCGUUGGUCCAUGGGUUCCCUCCACGCUCCUUUACCUCGAAGUUGAUGCCACCGGCCUUGGACAGGCUCCUCGCCAGCCCCUCGGCCCUAAAACUGCUGCGAUCGAUCGUCACCGCCCCGGAGCUGCCCGCAUGCCACACGACCAUCCAAUGCUGUGCAGCUAAGAGCAUUGCAGCUAAGAGCCGGACAUACGCGAAGAGCCAUGGAGUGUCAACAAAUCGCAAAUGGAAGCGAUGGAACGAGCAAAAGGCUAUCGUCAGCGAGCGUGAGACCGUCCUCAAGGCUUUGCUCGGCGAUGAUGUCCCUGCGGAGAUCGACUCAACACCAGCACAACCUCCAGAACAAUUCGGGCUUCUGAGAGAUGACGACAAGCUCGUCGAGAGCCAAGACGAGAAACCCCUCCAAGAAUUCGGCUUUCCAAGAGAUGACGAGGAGCAUUCGGCCGAGGGCCAAGACGAGACAUGGGCCGCCAAACUCGCCCACCACGAGCGCCUCGAUGGCCUGCGAGGCGUACAAGCGGUAUGGAACGCCCGCCGCAAGGAAGGUUACCGCCUUCCAGUCGAAAACAGCGCCCAUGCUCAGUCUCUGUGGGGGACCUUCGCGCGACACCCACAGCUCGUGCAGGCUGUUAUCGAACAUGCGGCCGAGCUGCAGCAGGAGAAGGGCGAGACGUACCCGCGUGUGUACAGCCUGAUCAUGGGCUACUGGCUUGUGCGCAAGCCAACAGACGCGCUGGAGUAUCACCAUCAGAUGCUAGUCAAGCUGCGACCGAGGACGCUUCCACUGCGGGAGCUGGCACGCUCAACGCGGAACUAUGGGCAUACGGCGCUGGAAGCACUGCUGUACAUCUACCGCAAUAGCAACGAGCGUGACCUAUACGGAGAGAUUGUGCCUCGUCUCAUUGACUGUGGGAACAUCAAGAUGGCACGUCGGUGGCACAACCUCUGCACGUUUCGAGAUGACCUUCCCUCCGAGUCGCUCGCCGCCCACCCCGUCAUUCAGAUCUUCACCGCCGAAUCGUCUGCCCUCUCAAAUCCGAACGUCCGCUUCGACAAGACUAAGCGCGAGAAUCCAAACCUCAACAAAGACCUCAUGCGACGGCUGCUCGGGCGCGAUACCGCACCUGUGCGCUUCGAAGACUCCUUUACGGCGCGCAUGUUUGCGACUAGGACCGUCCAGACCGAGUCCAUUAUCAAGGGAUUGGCCAUGGUGGGCGUAAACGAAAUCGGUCCCCAGGCAGUCUCUGCCCUGGCCUGGCGGACGCAGCCAAUCACGGACCUUCCUCGACGGUUCGGAGAGCUUCGAGCUGCGGGCAUUGCACUGCAGGGCUCGGUUUUCUCCCUUGCGCUGGAGAAGUUUGCAAUGGAGCGGAAGUGGGACCUUGUGCAUAGCAUACUGGAGAGCGACCAGCAUCCAGACGUCUACGGAGACGCAGACACACAGCGCUCGCUUUUGACCUACUACCUCGAGCAGAAAGACCUGAAACAGGCUCAGCGCACACUCGCCAUCCUUACACUCUUCCACAACGACGCAAGCCGCGAGUCCUGGAACCUGCUUUUGCAGCUGCGCAUCGGACGAUCUACACCACGGGACGUCUUCAAUACCCUCCUCGAGAUGCGCAGCCACGGAUUAACGGUGUCAAGUGUUACCAUGGCGUCUGUCAGAGACAUGUUGUCACGACGGCAGCGCGGCCACCGCCCUUCAUCUCGUCGUGGCUUCGACGACCUACGCUUCGUCACGCGCUUCUACAUCGCUGCCCUGGAAACCGGUAUGGCACGCGUCCCUCCUGAAGCUUGGCACGAGAUAAUACGGCGCUUCGGCAUGCAGAGCCGCUUCCGUGAGCUCAAACGCCUGCUCCUGUGGCUACUGAGCUGGUACGCACCGCAGCACAGCUCCGAGUUCGCAGACCUCCCGCGGAGCACCUUCUUCGACGAUGCUACGAACAAGCUGCGCCGCUCGUAUCCGAUCAACCGACACUAUUACAACUUCCCCGCCGAUGUGACCCAGGAGCAGGAUGAGCGCCAUCCAGUCCGCGCCCUCUUCCCACCCUCGUUCCAACAAGGCAUCCUCGUAUGGGGGUUUCGCGCCAGUCUCCUCCGCGCUGCGCCGCUUGAGCAAUCUAUUCUCGGUUCCAUCGCAGCAAAACGGCAUCACAGACGCAACCUCCUCCGCAAAGGCAUCCUCAAACGCCUGAACUGGAACGUCGGCCUCAAACUACUCGUGCAGCUACGAGACCUGAACGUGCACAUCCACCCUCACACCGUCACCAAAGCUUUACAAGCACAGUUCAUCAACCUCUUCGGCCACGGCCACUCACGCAUCAAAGCAAACCGCAUCAUGGAGCAGUCUAAUACUACACCGUACGCGGAGUAUGUAAGAGAAGUUAAUAGGGUGUGGGGUAGUCCGCUGCUUACGGAGCCGCAUAAGCUUGGGUUUGGAAAGCUGGAUGGGCACUUGUGGCAUCCGAGGUUGAGGAGGAGGGCGGAUAGGAAGAAGGAGGUUAGCCUUAAGCAGGCCAUGGGUGAGCAGUGGGGGUAUGGGAGGAAGAUCGUGAAGAAGGAGCAUGGGCAUGGGGACGGUGAUGCGCUUGAGGAGUUGGCAGAGGUAGUUGAUGCGCAUGCGAAGGGGAAGAAGGGGUGAGAGUUGUAUGAUAUGGUGUUAUAUUAUGUUUUCGAGAGCGAGCGCAGCGAUACCCUGCAAUGUACGAA